AUCGGUUUGGGUGCAAUUUAGUGUGAAUGAAAGGAGCACGUGCAGCAUCAGCAUGGCGGGCUUCGAUCAGCUGAUCGAUAAUCAAUGCUGUUUGUUCUGUACGUUUGUUUUGCUCGGCACGCCGGCCCGGGCAGGCGGAGCCGCCUCUGUGUCCUCCUGGCUCGUUAUCUAAUCGAGUCGAACAAAACAAAGCCAGCCAGGUGUGUGGUCACCUUUGGGCCCAGUCUCUGACUUCAGCCCCCCCCCGCGGGUGGUCAGCCUCCCCUCGCCCCGGUGACCCCGCACUCCUCCUCCGCAGUGUUUACAGGCUGUCGGGGGCAGAGCUAACAUGCUAACAAACAAGCUGGCAGGUGAAGCUGCACGAGCCGUCACCUCUGAGAUCAGGUGACAACCUCUCAGCCUCCCCGCAGUGAGAGCCGUUAACCGCAGCUUUAAACCCGGCGGCAGCACCCAGGAGGAGGAGGUGCUCAGUGAGAAGCAUGGACAUGAGUCCAUCACAGGGAUAGCUCAGAGUCACAGAGGCUGAGCAGGUUUGAGCAUGGGCAGAGGAUGGCGGCUGAAGAUGGAGCUGCCAGGCGGGCGGAGGAGAGGAAGAUCUGAGGAGGCUCAUGAUGCAGUGAAGAAGAAGAGGAGGAGUCGCCGCCCUGCUGGCCAGCAGAGAGAAUGCAGAAAAGAAAAGCAGGGGCUCCUUCACCGCUGACGUCAACCGCUCCACAAACGUCAUCUCCCAGAGUUCACAGCGCUGUCGCAUACCGGCACAUGCGCGUCCAGGCGGUGUUCGGGGUCGGCUAUCAUGGCGACGUACGUGGACAUCCUGAAGAGCGAGUUUCCUGAGAUCGACGCGGAGCUGUUCGACUACAUCACAGGGGUUCUGGAUGGCGGCGGGGCGGAUUUCGAGGACAGCGAGGAGGUUUACGAAGCGGUCGGCGGCGUGCUGCAGGAGGUGUCAGCUGACAGUAAAAACGAAGAUGACAUCCGAGACAUCUGUCUGCAGAUGUUCAACACGCUGAAACUAAACCACCACCGCGGCGCUCAGAGGCAGGUGCUGCUGGACGCUCCCGUGCAGCUCUCCCAGAUCUCUGCAGACAGCGUUUCUGCAGCCAAAGACGCUGAGGGCAUCUGGAUGAUGAGACGUGCUCAGAACACGACGGUCGACGCCAAGAAGCUGGAGAAAGCCGAGGCGAAGCUGAAAGCCAAACAUGAGCGCAGGAGCGAGAAGGACUCGCAGAAGGCCUCCAGCCCACUAGUCCUGGAGGAGGCGUCGGCCAGUCAGGCCAGCAGUAAGAAGGACAGCCGAGUCGACCAAUCGGGGAAGAACCGCAGCUACGACAUCCGCAUCGAGAACUUUGACGUGUCCUUCGGAGAGAGAUGUCUGCUGCAGGGGGCGGAGCUGAGCCUGGCGUCGGGCCGGCGGUACGGCCUGAUCGGCCGCAACGGCCUGGGGAAAACGACGCUGCUGAAGAUGCUGGCAAGUCGCAGUCUCCGUGUCCCGGCUCACAUUUCCAUCCUGCACGUGGAGCAGGAAGUGGCAGGGGACGAAACGUCGGCGCUGCAGAGCGUCCUGGAGAGCGACACGGUGCGGGAGGACCUGCUGGGCGAGGAGAGGAGGCUGAAUGCUCGCAUCGCCAAUGGAACUGCCGACGGGAUGGAGAGCGUGCGGCUGUCCGAGAUCUACGGAAAGCUGGAGGAGAUCGAAGCUGACAAGGCGCCGGCCCGAGCGUCUGUCAUCCUGGCUGGUCUUGGAUUUUCUCCCAGAAUGCAACAGCAGGCCACAAAGUGAAUGACGGGAGUCUACAGAUCGAUGCUCAGCUGAUGAUUUCUUCUUCUCUGGUUUCUUUUCUGCAGGCCCGACCUCCUGCUGCUUGAUGAGCCCACCAACAUGUUGGACGUCAGAGCUAUUCUGUGGUUGGAGAACUACCUGCAGACCUGGCAGUCCACCAUCCUGGUCGUCUCCCACGACAGAAACUUCCUGAAUGCCGUGGUCACAGACAUCAUCCACCUGCACUCCCAGAGGCUUGACAGUUACCGCGGCAACUACGAAAAUUUUAUUAAAACCAAAGAGGACCGACUGAAGAACCAGCAGAGAGAGUACGAGGCCCAGCUGCAAUACAGACAGCACAUACAGGUUUUCAUCGACAGAUUUCGGUACAACGCUAACCGAGCAGCUCAGGUGCAGAGUAAACUCAAACUCCUGGAGAAGCUACCUGAGCUAAAGCCCAUCGAGAAGGAAAUUGAAGUCACGCUCAGGUUUCCAGAUAACUUUGAGAAGUUAUCUCCGCCCAUCCUGCAGCUGGAUGAAGUCGAGUUUUACUACAGUAAAGACCAGCCGCUGUUCUCCGGACUCAACCUGUCAGCUGACCUCGACUCUCGGAUCUGCAUCGUCGGUGAAAACGGUGCUGGUAAAACCACCGUCCUCAAGUUGCUGAUGGGCGAGUUGACCCCGGUCAACGGAGUCAGGCAGGCUCACAGGAACUUGAAGAUCGGUUACUUCAGUCAGCACCAUGUGGACCAGCUGGACCUGAACGUCUGCUCUGUGGAGCUGCUCCUCAACAAGUUCCCCGGUCGGACCGAGGAGGAGUACCGCCACCAGCUGGGAGGUUACGGUAUCACGGGAGAGCUGGCCACGAGGCCGGUGGCCAGCCUAUCAGGAGGACAGAAGAGCCGCGUGGCCUUCGCUCAGAUGACCAUGCCAUGCCCAAACUUCUACAUCCUGGACGAGCCGACCAAUCACCUGGACAUGGAGACCAUCGAGGCGCUCGCUAAGGCUCUGAACAAAUUCAAGGGCGGGGUCAUCCUGGUGUCACAUGACGAGCGUCUGAUCAGGAUGGUGUGUAAGGAGCUGUGGGUGUGUGAAGGCGGGAAGGUGCGGCGCAUCGACGGCGGGUUCGAUGAGUACCGGGACAUCCUGCACGAGCAGUUCAAGAAGGAGGGUUACCUGUGACGCUCCACCCACUGCUUACUGACCGUACCCACCACUGACAUAACCACGCCCCCUCCAUUAUGAUGUGUCGCAGCAGCUAAUCGGCAUCUAGAGCGGACCGGAGGACUUUUUCUUCUCUGAACUCUCACCUGCUGCUCAGGUGAUCUGCUGCAAGCUGAUUGGCUGCGAACUCUGCGGGGAGAGGGGUCACCCAGAGCGGCUCGGCGUUUAUUUAACGAGUGAACCUGUCGUCUGUCUGUCGUCUCAGCUGAUUGUGUUUUGUAUGGCAGCGGUUUCCUGCGAGCUGAUGUCACAGUGACAUCAGACACAAAACAAAUAAAAGAAUCAUAUCACG
Pundamilia nyererei is the source of this 3275-nucleotide messenger RNA. RefSeq names its product ATP-binding cassette, sub-family F (GCN20), member 3 (gene abcf3). NCBI's taxonomy places the organism in Eukaryota, Metazoa, Chordata, Actinopteri, Cichliformes, Cichlidae. Gene Ontology annotation, molecular function: ATP hydrolysis activity; ATP binding. The transcript is spliced from 22 exons. The record is from RefSeq and is a predicted model, not a curated record.